GCGCAAAACAUAAAGUGCUUGCCGAUGCAAGAAGGCAGUGCGGACAGAGUCCUCUCCUUGCACCUAUGUGGUCUUCGUUUUUCUUAGCAACACGGCAACACCCAAUACCUUCGUUCCCUUCUCUGAAAAAAAAUGAAGUCUGCGCACAUCCUUGUACAACUCCUGUUCCUUAGCCUUCGUUCAGCAGCCAGCGCUGCCACCGGCGGGGACCAAUUCGUCUACUCCGGAUUCUCGGGCACCAAGCUCACGGCCGACGGUACGGCCACGGUCACAUCAGACGGCCUCCUCGAGCUCACUAAUGGCAGCACCCUACUUAAGGGCCACGCGUUCCACCCCUCCCCGUUGCGCUUCGUCAGGUCUCCCAAUGGAACGGUGCAGUCCUUCUCCGCCACCUUCGUGUUCGCCAUCCUCUCUGUCUACACCGACCUGAGCGCCCACGGCAUGGCCUUCAUCGUAGCGCGGGACAGGAACUUCUCGGCCGCACUGGCUGGGCAGUACCUGGGCCUCACGGACAUCCAGAACAACCGGAACCACAGCAACCACUUCUUCGCCGUCGAGCUCGACACCAUCCAGAACAACGAGCUCAACGACGUCAACGCCAACCAUGUCGGCGCCAACGUCAACGGCCUUAUAUCGCUGCAGUCCCAUCCUGCCGGCUAUUAUGAUGACAACGACGGUAGCUUCCGCAACUUGACUCUAAUUAGCCGUGAGGCUAUGCAGGUGUGGGUGGACUACGACGACAAGAUCGCAGAGAUCACCGUGACCAUGGCUCCUCUCACGAUGGGCAGACCUGUGAAGCCAUUGUUCACAGGCACCUACAACCUCACCACCGUGGUUACAGAUGUCGCGUACGUCGGCUUCUCCUCGGCGACGGGCACAAUAAACACGCGACACUACGUGCUCGGUUGGAGCUUUGCGAUGAAUGGCCCUGCGCCAGUCAUUGACGUUGCUAAGCUUCCAAAGCUUCCACGGGUGGGCCCUAAGCCUCGAUCCAAGGUACUAGAAGUUGUUCUGCCAAUAGCAACCGGGACAUUCGUGCUUGCUGUGGGCACCAUCGUUAUUUUGCUGCUAUGUAGGCAUCGGAGAUAUGCUGAGGUGAGGGAAGAUUGGGAGCUUGAGUUUGGACCACACAGGUUCUCAUACAAAGAUUUGUUCCAUGCAACACAAGGAUUUGAGGACAAGCACCUAUUAGGCAUCGGAGGAUUCGGGAGAGUAUACAAGGGUAUACUUGCAGAGUCUAAGAUGGAGAUUGCGGUGAAGAAGGUCUCACAUGACUCAAAGCAAGGCAUUAAGGAGUUUGUCGCAGAGGUUGUGAGCAUAGGGCGUCUGCAACACCGCAAUCUUGCGCCAUUACUUGGCUAUUGCCGGAGAAGAGAUGAACUGUUCCUAGUGUACGAGUACAUGCCAAACGGAAGUGUUGACAAAUACUUGCAUAGUAGAGAAGACAAGCUCAAGCUGAAUUGGGCUCAAAGGUGGGCUAUCAUCAAAGGGAUUGCAUCUUGCUUGGUCUACCUUCAUGAAGAGUGGGAGAAAGUUGUCAUCCACCGGGACAUCAAAGCAAGUAAUGUUCUUCUUGAUAGCGACAUGAAUGGACGGCUCGGCGACUUUGGCCUCGCAAGGUUGUAUGACCAUGGUACUGACCCACAUACCACACGUGUGGUCGGAACAAUGGGAUAUCUGGCCCCAGAGCUAGGACAUACUAGCAAAGCAACCCCUCUUACCGAUGUUUUUGCUUUCGGCAUAUUCAUUCUCGAGGUUACAUGUGGGCAGAGGCCUAUCACUCCAAGCUCACGUGAUAGCCAAAUAAUAUUGGUUGACUGGAUUCUUGAGCAAUGGAAUAACGGAUCGCUACCUGAUACUGUGGAUAAACGGCUUGAGAGCAACUACAAUGUUGAUGAGGCAUGUCUAGCUCUAAAGCUCGGAAUGUUAUGUUCUCACCCAUUCGCUAAUGCAAGACCAACUAUGAGACAAGUCAUGCAAUAUCUUCACGGAGAGAUGCCAUUGCCGGAGAUGACACCAACAGAUUUAAGCUUUCAAAUGAUGGCCAUAAUGCAGAAUGAAGGAUUUGACGAAUUCAACAUGGCUUACCGUUCAUCCACAGUAAGCAUUGGCAGCAAAUCUGCCAUUUCAGUUGGAAGGUGAACCACAUGGUUUUCGAUGUAACCUUGAUUCAAGUGAUUUUUUAAUUUUACCUUUAGUACACCAAAAUGUUACUCCCGUCAACUUUGUGUUAAAUUCAAGACACUUAUUAUGAAUCGGAGGGAGUAUUGUAACAGUAGAUGUCAAAGAUGUGCAACAAUACGUGUCCACUAUAUAACUUCACGUGGAAACUUAUUUCUUGGUUGGAAUUUUGCAACAAAUGA
Molecule: messenger RNA, 2363 nt
Organism: Brachypodium distachyon (stiff brome)
Lineage: Eukaryota; Viridiplantae; Streptophyta; Magnoliopsida; Poales; Poaceae
Product: L-type lectin-domain containing receptor kinase IV.1
Exons: 1
Coding region: 133-2142 (669 amino acids)
Biological process (GO): protein phosphorylation
Cellular component (GO): plasma membrane
Molecular function (GO): ATP binding; carbohydrate binding; protein kinase activity
Source: RefSeq, a predicted model, not a curated record